This is a messenger RNA of Hyphopichia burtonii NRRL Y-1933, 2583 nucleotides long. It is a transcript of the gene WHI3, whose product is annotated as mRNA-binding protein. NCBI's taxonomy places the organism in Eukaryota, Fungi, Ascomycota, Pichiomycetes, Serinales, Debaryomycetaceae. The coding region runs from base 463 to 2583 and encodes 706 amino acids. Gene Ontology annotation, molecular function: mRNA binding. The record is from RefSeq and is a predicted model, not a curated record. The transcript has a single exon.
CCGUUUUUCAUAUACCUUUUUCCAUCCAUAUCUUUUUUUUUUUGUUUUUUUUAUCGUUUGAUAUUCAUUAACGCCAUUGGCCAUUUCCACUUAGUUUGGCUUUAUUUCAUCCCCGUUGCGUUCGUCUAGUUGUACUCACGGCUCGUCCCUUCUGUUUGACUCGACCCUGAUAUCUGAUUUCCUGGUUAAAGGUUAUUUAAUUUCCAUCCCCAGAUUCUUCCUUUGUGAUAAUACUUUUAAUUCGAGUAUCUCGUUGUAUUUCUAGUUUUAAUUCAGUUUCUUUUUGUUUUUUUCCCUUUGAAUUAUUAUCAACUCCCUACCUCCAGCAGGAAUAGUUUUUUUUUCCAUCUAUUCAUUGUAUUAUUAUUAAUUUUCAUCUUUGCCGCCCAGGUUAUCAAAGUCAUAAGUCAUUUUAUUUCCCCUUGUGUUUUUACUAAUAUUAUUACAUCUGCAUACAUCAUAAUGACUUCUGAAUCAAAUCUUAAUCAUUUUUCUACCGUUCCCUUGGGCUCUACCGCUCCGGCUCCUCCUGCUCCUCCUGCUCCUUCUCGUCUUGCUACAAAUGGUGGUCUUUUACCUUCCGGUACUUCUGCUCCUCCUAAUGGUCCAGCCACUAAUCCUCCUCCUCAUUUAUUAAAUACUUUUCAACCUCAAUCUCCUUCCACUACAAGUAUCUUGAAAAUCUCAAACUUACCUCAUGAUUUAACUAAUCGUGAAGCUUCGCUUAUAUUUUCUUUGGUUGUUGAUGAUAUUAUUAAUAUUGAAAUCAAAGAUUAUCAAAUCAUUGCUUUUUUCAAAACUAUUAAUACUUGUCUUACCACGGGGAAAUUAUUAGAAGGUAAAUUUAUCUUUGGUAAUGAAUAUGGUCCAAUCAAGGUUGAUUAUGAAAAUUUACCAAUCCAUUCUCCAAAUUCUUUAUCAAAUACAACUACUAAUUUCCAAAAUUUAAGAUUAUCUUCCAUCUCAAAUAUUUCUCCUCCAAACUUAAAUAAUCAUCUCCAUCUGCAUCUUCAAGCAUCUCAACAAUCUGCAUCUCAACCUCAACAACAACAACAACCUCCUCCUCCUCCACAACAACAACAAUCUCUGCAACAACAGCAUCCGCAACAACAACCUCUGCAACAGCCUCUGCAACAACAACAACCUCCUCAACAACCUCUGCAUCAACAACCUCUGCAUCAACAACCACCUGAUCAAUCUGCAUACCCUCCUUAUGAUACUUUCCAAAAAAGACAAUCAAUUGGUAAUCAACGCUCAAGGUUUUUGUUUAGUGACCCUUUCUCUAAUACCUCCCCCGCUGCAAAUGGUCCUCCUAAUCCUGCUCAACCUCCACAAUCAGCUCCGGGUAUUAACGGAACCGUUCAGCCAUCUACUCAUGCUCCUGGUUCAAUUGAUUUAAGUGAUUUGACCGGUAAAUCUUUACUCUUAAUGGAAUCACAAAAUGAUAGCUAUAAUUUGGUUACUAGAGAUCCUUGGGGUAACACUCCUUUACCUCAAUCAGCUACUACUUCUCAACCUGGUCCUUCUCAAUCAAUAGGUCUUGGUUCCGCUGAUAAUUCUCUUCAUUCUGGUACUCAUACUCCCUUUGAUUGGUCUCAACAACAACAGCAGCAGCAGCAGCAGCAAUCUGCUCCUCCUUCGAGUUCUAGUGAUCGUAGAAAAAUUUCAUCUGCCUUUUUCAAUAAUCCUCCUCCUUCAAAUCCUCAAUCCUCAAGUGGUAAUUCCACAUCUCAAUUACCUGCAUUAUCAGUCCCAGGUGGAUCAAAUCAACAACAACAACAACCACAACAACAACAACCACAAUCCACUAAUACUGCUGCACCUUCAGCUGCUAAUCCUCAACAACAACAAUCUCAACAAUCUCAACAGUCUGCAUCCUCUCAACAACAACUGCAACAACUGCAACAACUGCAACAACCAUCUGCUGCACAGGUUAUUGCUGCUGGCCCACCAUCUACCCAACCUCCGGCUUCUGGUAUACCGACUAAUGGUCAGCCAACCGCUGCUGAUAUUUUAAGUAGUUCUGGUGGCUCAGCUUCAGGAGCUCCUACUUCUUCUAAUGCUUCUCCUGCUACUUCAAGACAAUCUUCAAGUAAGGAUAUUCCAGAUUUAUCAUUAUUAGCUCGUGUUCCUCCUCCUGCCAAUCCAGCUGAUCAAAAUCCUCCUUGUAAUACUUUAUACGUUGGUAAUUUACCUCCAGAUGCUACAGAAGCUGAAUUAAGAUCAUUAUUUGCACCACAAAAGGGUUUCCGUCGUUUAUCCUUCCGUACCAAAAAUCAAUCAUCUGCUAACUCAAAUGCUAGUAAUCAUAAUCACGGUCCAAUGUGUUUUGUUGAAUUUGAUGACGUUGCAUUAGCUACAAGAGCUUUAGCUGAAUUAUAUGGUAGCGCUUUACCAAGACCAAAUGGUAGUAAUGGUAAAGGUGGGAUUAGAUUGUCUUUCUCCAAAAAUCCUUUAGGUGUAAGAGGACCUGGUAAUCCAAGAAGAACAUCUACAAAUAAUAUUUCUACAUCCUCUAGCAAUGUUAAUGGCAAUGCUAAUGGUGUUGGGAAUUAUGGUUAUCUGAAUUAUCACCAAAAGUAG